UGGAGGAGAGAAUGACACCGGGGCUCCCUCGCAUCAAGACAACCUAAUCGGAAGGAUAUAUAAUAAUUUUGAUGUUCCACUUCUUCUUUUAGAAACACAGUAGGAUAAUAAUGGCGUGUAAGUGUGCACCUUUACGGACAUCUGUGGCUGUUUUCACGUUCACCGCACUGUGGGGAUUUGCGCUCUCCAUCACUCGGUACUCUAUACCGGAGGAAAUGGAAGAGGGUUCCUUUGUUGCCAAUCUAGCAACAGAUCUGGGUCUGGAUGUUCGCAGUCUGGAGACGCGCAACGCCAAACUCGAUGUCAUCCACAGCAAAAAUUACCUGCACAUCAAUAAAGACACGGGAGAGUUGUUCAUACGCGAGAAGAUGGACCGGGAGACGAUAUGCAUGACUAAAACCACCUCGUGCUUUCUGAAAAUGGAUGUCAUCCUCACAAAUCCGGUUCGGAUUUUCAACAUCGAGCUCGAAAUCAUGGACAUCAAUGACAACGCGCCCGUGUUUCGCAGGAAGACGAUGCACUUGGACAUUUCGGAGGCGACGCUUCCCGGGGAGAGGUUCUCCCUGACGAACGCCGUGGAUGCGGACGUGUGGGCCAAUUCAAUCAAGACCUACUCUCUCAGCGAGAGCAAGUACUUCAGCAUUGACAUCCAAACGGGCAGCGAUGGGUCAAAAUAUGUCGACCUGGUGCUCAGUGGGAACGUGGACAGAGAGGAGCAUGCGGUGCAUAAUUUGAUUUUGACCGCUGUGGAUGGAGGGCUGCCUCCCCGCUCCGGCACGGCCAGCAUCAUUAUUAACAUCCUGGAUAUCAAUGACAACGCCCCCGUGUUCAGUCAACCUGUGUUCGCAAUCAACGUCUCCGAGAACUCGGCAGUGGGUACAGUGGUUUUGACCUUAAAUGCAACAGAUUUAGAUGAAGGCACAAACGCCCAGUUAGUGUAUUCGUACACUCUUUACACAUCUGAGAAGACGCAGGAGCUCUUCUCACUAGAUCCAGACUCGGGUGAGAUCAAAGUGAAGGGGGUGAUUGAUUAUGAAGAAAGUCAAAGUUUUGAAAUGCACAUCCAGGCUCAGGACAGAGGGAUAACUCCUCUGUCAGGUUACUGCAAAGUGAUGGUCUUCAUCACAGAUCUGAAUGAUAACUACCCCGAGGUGACCAUCAAGUCUCUGAAAAGAGCAGUGAGUGAGGAUGUUUCUGUGGGGACGCUGAUCGCAGUAGUCAGCGUCAGUGACAGGGACUCUGGAGCCAACGGGGAAGUGGAGCUCACCCUCAACCAGCAAGAAACCUUACCGUUCCUCCUGAACAAGUCCUCAGAAGGUUACUUUGAACUCCUGGUGUCGAAGCCGCUGGACAGAGAGGUAGUAAGCAAGUAUGACAUCACCCUAAGAGUGACAGACAAAGGCUCGCCCCCCUUAUCGGAGAACGAAACCCUUGUCUUGGAGAUCCUGGACAUAAAUGACAACGCACCCACAUUCCCAAAGUCCUUCUACACCAUCCAUGUUGCGGAGAAUAAUCAACCAGGGGCGUUAUUGACAUCUCUAAGUGCAUUUGACCCGGAUCUAAACGAAAAUCAGUAUUUGGUUUAUGUCAUAAUGGAGAAAGAGAUUGUUAACACAUCUAUGUCGAUGCUGUUCUCCAUCAAUCCUGAGAAUGGUGAUCUCUACGCCCUGAAGACCUUUGAUUAUGAGAGAGAGAGGGAAUUCCUGUUCCACAUCGAGGCUAGAGACUCCGGUGUUCCUCCGCGGAGUAGCAAUGUGACAGUUCACAUCAUUAUUCAGGACCAAAAUGACAACACCCCCGUCAUUGUGUCACCUUGGCGAGCACAGGGCUCUGUCGUGGAACAGGUGAUACCGAGGUCCACAGAUAAGGGUCACUUGGUGGCCAAAGUCAUCGCUAUUGAUGCAGAUUCGGGGCAGAACGCCAGGGUCACAUACCAGCUCCUGCAGGUCAGCGACUUAUCACUGUUCAGUCUGGAUCAAUACAACGGCGAGAUCCGAACAACAAGAAUGUUCAGUUACAGAGACCCAAGACAACAGCGGCUCGUAGUUGUUGCCAAAGACAAUGGUUCACCUGCUCUCUCCGCUACCGUCACCAUUAAGAUAUCCACAGUAGAGCAUGCCAUGCCCUUCUCAGAGACUACAGAGUUACCUCUAGAGUAUGACGUUUUCACAAGCCUCAACCUUUGGUUAGUAAUUGGUUUAGGAGCCGUGUCCUUUCUGCUGCUGAUCACCAUCUUAGUUAUCAUCGUCCUCAAGUGUCAAAAACCGAAGCCAAAGGCCUUCAAGAUCCCCCCGCCCAACAGAAACAGUGUGAUCAGCAGGAACAGCGUCAUCAGCCAGAGAAGUUCUACCAUCGCAGAUUCCACCCUGAUCUCCAGCGAUGCUUACUGGUACAGCUUGUUCCUCGCGGAGACCAGGAAGGGUAAAGUGGUCGUCAGACAACCGAUAAUUCCCAAAGGAGCUGGGUAUUUUGUAUCCAGUAUAUCCAGAAGCAUAGGACCAAGUGAGACCACAGACUCCAGAGCAUCCACACUGGAGUACUCAAAAUGAAAGGAAGUCCAUUCUACAACUGGAGGACCCCAGAAGAGCGGUGCGGUGAUAUAAUCAUCUCUUCACGGGAAUCUCUGGCUGAAACUUUCUUGUGAUUUACAAAGAUUUAACGCAUUUGUCCAUCCUCAGUCCCCCCGCUGCAGCUCCUGUUUCUCUCCAGACAUCCACCUCCGAUCAGCUCAUCGCUCUACCAUCCUAAUUCCAUUAAGCAUGAACGUGCAUGAUUCUACAAGUAUUUGGAUGACAAAUCAUCUAUGUCAAGAUGUCUGGACAUUUCAUAAGAGGCCUCACGUAGUAAAUCGUUUCUUCCUUAACUCACUGAAACUUCUCCAUGGGCAAAUUUGCCUUCUCUCCAGGGAUUACACAGUGCGCUAUAGCUCUUCAAGCCAUCUGCAGCUCAUCUUAUUCUCAAGUUGCUACCAUGCCACAUUUUCUCAUGCAGGAGUUCAGAACACGCCUAACGAUAAACAUAUGAAUCAGGGUGAAUUUGCAUCUUCCGUAUAUCUAAUAAGUUCAAAGCUGUAGCUAGUAACAACAUCAGUCUAUUUGUUCUUUAUAUUAGAAAUAUUUCUGUUUAUUAAGGCUUUUAACUAAUAACUUUCUGGUAAAAAAAAAAUCAUUUGUGAUUCAAUUUUAGAUUUUUUUUGUGCUCAAGUUCUGAAUGUCUACAAUUAAAAAAAAAAGAGAGAACAAAAAAAAACUAUGACAUUAAAAAAAAUACUUAGAAAACAUUGUAAGUUCCUUAUUUGAUCAUAGAUGGUGUAGUUCAAAAGAGAUGGUAUUGAGGUUGGAGAAACAAAAAAGACUUAAUAAAUAAAUAAAAUAUGCAAUCCAUUUCUUAUUGGUGGAAUUGCACAGCAAUGUUGAAUUUGUUGAGUAUAUCCAAAUUUUGUGUACGCUGAAGUGAGAGGAACGUUUACAACAUGAUGAAUAGUGGCAACGUUCCACAUUAAAUACGAUGAACCAAACCAAGGAGUUGCAUCCAGCUCUCCGGUCUGACGUCAACACAGAAGUCCACAAACUUGCAGUUCCUCAAACAACCACUAGGGCCAGCCUCAAAUGGUCAUUCCAUUCAUUUGCCUAUUUUUCGAUAAACUAUAGACUUUAUUAAAAAAAAAAAGAACGUAUCAAACCCUAAAAAAGGUUUUUGAAGAGUGGAUUUGAGGCUCGUUCAGAACUUGUGGGAGAUUCCAUCUUCACAGGAGUCAACUGUCCAGCCCUGCUUACUCCAAAAAUGGGCAAAUGAGCCGAAUAAGAAAGCCGGGCAGUCAGUUAAAAUAUUGUACUAGGCUCUAAAUCUGUUCAUCUCUGUUGUAAAGUUGGACAUAAAGAUAAAGAUGGGGAGCCAGCCCCCAGCGGUCCUUUAAGAAACUGCACAAACAUUUUGACGGUUUCUCAAAUUUAAUGUUGCCCCUUGGUGUAAAUGCACUUAUACCCUCAAAAAACUAGUGUAAGUGUUCAACAUAGCUAAUGUGUUAAAAACAAGAAAAUACCAAAUACAUUAAAUCUGUUAAAAACAUGACUAUGUUCUUCUUCUCCCUAAAAGCUGGCAAUUCAAGUUAAAUCUGCAGUCAUUCAUUACCCAAGUUGCAAAUUAAGAAAAAAGAAUGAGAUUAAUUAUUGAAAAGAAAGAAAAUAUGUGAUAAAUACUCUAUUUAUAGAUACAAUUAUGAUUAUUGAAAUGUGCUUAUUGUUGCCAGGGUACAAGAAGAUUUAAGGUGCAGACAAAAUGUUUUUAUAAAUAUACAUGUUUUUUAUAUGUAUUUUAUGUAUUAACUUUUAUUGCUGCCUUUGUGAGCUUCUUUAGGGGCAUUUUGUGUUGCAUAUUUAUGGUUUAGUGUAUCCGAUGUUGUUUUGGUAGUGUAUAUAACUUUAAAAGAAAAAAAAAUGGAACAAGAAUACCUUUGUUGACCUCAGAGGAAGUGCUGUUGCACAAGCCUGGGGCUUUAAUUUCUCAGAAACAAGGAGCUUAUUAAGACCACGCAUCAGGGUGCUAAGUGAUGAAAUGUAAUGGCACAAGGUAAGGAGAUGGGGUUAUGAGCAGAACGUAGUGUUAAGUAUAGCUCCAGUGUUCUUAUGCUGACUCUGCAGACAGGGUUUCAAAUGUAUAAAGCAGAUGACAGCAUUUUGAAUUUGGAGUGUGCUCUGAAUCCGAAUGGGAUCGGAGCUGUCCCUCACCAAUGCAGUGAGAAAAAACACACCAAUUUUUCUGGAUGUAUCCUGCUCCAUACUCGGGAGUCGGUGAAAUGUAACCUCCCUUUUCUUCUCUCCCUCACUGUCUCGCACCAAGAUGCCCACCUUUAAAAGCAUCCGGCUGGCUGUCCGUCAGACUGGAGAUGUAACGUGAUAAGGGGUGUCUUGCUGUGGAGGAUGUGUUAUAUGUGCAAUCAUUGCCAGAACGCACUGAUUCCAACUGUGUUCACGGAAUUAAUUCAUUGCACAUACGAUGAGCUCCUUGCGUGCCUUCUGUAUUGUAAAAGACGACUGUUGAUGACUGAAAUAAUGGCAUUACCUAUAGUAUAACAAUAACAGUUCCUCCCGUGAUCUAGUUUCUUGAACUGCUUGUCGAAUAGGAGCUUUUGGAUUCAGAACAGCUGUUCUACAAAGAGCCAGAAGGUCGAUUUAUUGUAAACUGAACUGCUUUAUACUUUGUGUUUUUUAUACAGUAGACCUUUUUGAUAUCUUCUGUAUCCACUGUGAUUGAAUGGCACAGGAUGUGCUUGUGCUCAGUGUAGUAAAAGUGAGUUAUUUCUCAUUUGUGUACACAGCUCAGUUCGUGCUCCAUGGCUACUCUGCCAUUCAAGCUGUACAGUAUGCUUCAACGGUUACAUCAGAUAUUUUCCAGAUCAAGGAUCGACAGGUUUUGAUGUUGCUUAUUUGGCUUAAAUGUACUGCCUGAUCAUGCUAGUUUCAAUAAAGAUUUUUAA
Cololabis saira (Pacific saury) is the source of this 5476-nucleotide messenger RNA. RefSeq names its product protocadherin alpha-C2-like. Gene Ontology annotation, molecular function: calcium ion binding. Gene Ontology annotation, cellular component: plasma membrane. Gene Ontology annotation, biological process: homophilic cell-cell adhesion. Lineage: Eukaryota; Metazoa; Chordata; Actinopteri; Beloniformes; Belonidae. The record is from RefSeq and is a predicted model, not a curated record. The transcript is spliced from 3 exons. Bases 111 to 2549 code for a protein of 812 amino acids.